This is a messenger RNA of Panicum virgatum (switchgrass), 666 nucleotides long. RefSeq lists its product as uncharacterized. Bases 1 to 666 code for a protein of 221 amino acids. The transcript has a single exon. The record is from RefSeq and is a predicted model, not a curated record. NCBI's taxonomy places the organism in Eukaryota, Viridiplantae, Streptophyta, Magnoliopsida, Poales, Poaceae.
AUGGGAGCUCUAGAACGGAUAAGGAAGCCGGUGCCCGACGAACAAUUCGGCAAGUUUGUCGAGGUAAUUAAGAAGCUCUAUGUCAACAUACUGCUUCUAGACGCUAUGCAGGUUUUGACGUACGCCAAGUAUAUCAAGGAUAUCCUUGGAAACAAGAGGACUUUGCCCACCACCGAGGUCGUGCAGCUCACAGAAGAGUAUAGCACAACUAUACUCGAUCCUCUCCUGGAGAAGAAGAAGGAUCCAGGAUGCCCCACGAUCACAUGCUCAAUCGGGAGCGAACACUUCACACAUGCUCUUUGUGAUCUGGGAGCAAGCGUCAGCGUCAUGCCCAAGAUAGUUUAUGAUAAACUUAGCCAUCAUGUGCUUGCUCCUACUACCAUGUGCUUGCAGCUAGCGGAUCAAUCGGUCCGCUAUCCCGUGGGGAUAGCGGAGAACAUUCCAGUGAAAAUAUGGAAUUUCUUCAACCCCACCGAUUUCGUCGUUCUCGACAUGGUGGUCGACACCAAGACCCCUCUCAUCCUGGGGAGGCCAUUCUUGAGCACCGUGAAUGCUCACAUUGAUGUGGGAGCCAGAGAAAUCCAGCUCAACAUCAAUGGGAAGACGGAGAAGUUUGCCUUCCGACCGAAGGUCGAACAGUGCUCCCAGGUCAACGCAUUCACCUAG